AUGCUCCUUACUGCGCUCUUGUUUCCCCUACUUGCAAGGGCCGCAGUUAUACCCGAACUAAUUUCUCAAGAUGACUCAGUUAUUCUCUCCGAUGACUACAAAGUUCCGAUUACUCUAGGAGUAAUGAGCAGAUGUCCCGAUGCAUUGCUCUGCGAGGGCGUGUUCAACCAUGUCGUAUCCGAAGUUAGCGACAAGAUUGACAUCGGACUUGCUUUUAUUGGCAAAUUGAACGACUCGGAACCGCUAUAUGGCGUCACUUGCAUGCACGGCGAGUAUGAAUGUGCCGGAAACAUACACGAGCUUUGUGCAAUCGCUCAUACGUCUUCGCAUGACGAAUGGUGGCCGUUUUUGCGAUGUCUCAACUAUAAUGGGAGGAACCAAAUCGGGUUGGAGGAUGCCAGCCGGAAGUGCGCCCGGGUUGUUGGGAUCGACUGGGAUAAAAGUGGCAUCGGCGCUUGUGUGGCCGGAGACGAAGGAAAGCGUUUGCUGCGCGAGAGUGUGGAGUAUUCGAAACGCAACCAGAUAACGACAAGUUGCACGAUAAUUAUCAACGGCAAGGUGCGAUGUAUCCGCGACAGCACGUGGAAAGAAUGCGAUGAUGGACAUACUCCGGCCGACUUUGUUCGCCGAAUUAACAGUGAAUACGAUAAACUCAACUACAAGAGACAUCAUUCCAACUUAACCGAGAUCUCCAUGUAA
Molecule: messenger RNA, 699 nt
Organism: Rhizoctonia solani
Lineage: Eukaryota; Fungi; Basidiomycota; Agaricomycetes; Cantharellales; Ceratobasidiaceae
Product: gamma interferon inducible lysosomal thiol reductase GILT protein
Exons: 6
Coding region: 1-699 (232 amino acids)
Molecular function (GO): oxidoreductase activity, acting on a sulfur group of donors, disulfide as acceptor
Source: RefSeq, a predicted model, not a curated record